AUGACAAAGGAGGCCAUAAGAGUGGUUUUGUGCGGUGACAAUGGGGUCGGUAAGUCUAGUUUAAUUGUGGCUUUGGUUAAAGACCGUUUUAUCCCAAAUCUGCAGGAUGUAUUGCCUCCUGUGACCAUACCUAGGGAUUUCUCAUCUAGUCCAUAUUCUCCAAAAAAUACGGUUCUCAUUGAUACCAGCAAUGACGAUCCGGUGGGUUUACAGCGAGAAUUGAAGAAUGCCGAUGUAAUCUGGCUCGUUUACAGUGGGCAUGAGUCUUAUGAGCGAGUUUCACUAUAUUGGAUGAUGACUUUUAGGUCAUUGGGGUUGAAUAUUCCAGUGAUUUUGUGCAAGAAUAAAUGCGAUCAUUGUGGAGGGACAGCAACAGGUGCAGAUGCAGAGGAUACUAGAGUGGAAGAUGAAGAGUUUAUACCGAUCUUGAUGGAAUUUAAGGAAGUGGACACCUGUAUCAAGACCAGUGCCAAGACUCAGUUCGACGUAAACCAGGCCUUUUAUCUAUGUCAGAGAUCGAUAACACAUCCGAUCGCACCACUUUUCGAUGCCAAAAUAGGUGAAUUGAAACCUUUGGUGGUGAUGGCCCUCAAGAGGGUUUUUCUGUUAUGCGAUAAAGACCAGGAUAACUACUUGAAUGAUGAAGAGAUGAUUGCAUUACAACGACGGUGCUUUGGUAGAACUAUCGAUUCAAAUGAAUUGGAUGUGAUAAAGCAGACUUUGACAGAUAUAUCUCGACCAUCACAGGAAUACUCAAAUUGCCUACUCUGUGUGCCGGGCAAGGGUAUAACAAAGGACGGAUUCUUGGUCUUGAAUAAGAUUUAUGCAGAAAAAGGAAGGCAUGAGACUACAUGGGGAAUUCUGCGGGCUUUCCAGUACACAGAUUCCUUGUCGAUACAGGACAAGGUGCUAUAUCCAAAACUAAACGUUUCAGAGACUUCAAGUAUAGAACUGAGUCCAAAAGGGUACAGAUUUCUAGUGGAUCUAUUUCUCCGGUUUGACGAGGACAAUGGCGGAGGGCUGAACGAAGAGGAGCUGCACUUAUUAUUUAAAUGUAGUCCGGGACUACCGAAGCUGUGGACUGCGACGAACUUUCCAUUCUCGACAGCUGUCAACAGCCGUGGGUGCGUGACUCUUCAAGGAUGGUUGGCACAAUGGAGUAUGACGACCUUUUUAGAUUACAAGAUUACAACUGCAUACUUAGUGUACUUUGGUUUUCAAGAAGAUGCAAGGUUGGCACUGCAGAUAACAAAAUCAAGGAAAAUGAGGCGAAGGGCCGGAAGACUGUACAGAUCGCCUGUUACUGAUCGCAAGGUGUUCAACUGUUUUGUGCUUGGUAAACCGAAAAGUGGGAAAAGUAUGCUUUUAGAGUCUUUCUUGGGUAGAUCAUUGACUGAAGCUUACUCUCCCACUUUGAAACCACAAAUUGCCGUCAACAGUCUUGAACUGAAAGGUGGAGAACAAUACUACCUGAUCUUACAAGAAUUUGGCCAACAAGAAACAGCAAUUCUGGAGAACAAAGAAAAACUGAAAAACUGUGAUGUUCUGUGUCUCACUUACGAUUCUAGUGAUCCUGAGUCAUUCGCAUAUUUGGUGGAGCUUUUCGAUAAGUUUGAGUGUUUGAAGAAUCUACCGACCGCUUUCGUAGCGCUGAAGGCUGAUUUAGAUAAAGUCCAGCAAAGAUGUCGACUUCAACCAGAUGAGUUCACUGAGCAGCUUUUCGUGAAUCACCCAUUGCAUGUUUCUUCUACGUGGUUAAGCUCUCUAAAUGAAUUGUUCAUGAAAAUUACAGAAGCCGCGCUUCUGCCUGGGAAGCAUACUCCCGGAUUCCCUUCCGAAGCAACAACACAGGAAUCAGAUUACAGACAGACUGCAAUGGUUCUGGGAUCUGCCGUGGGCUUCUUGGCUCUUUGCACAUUCGGAAUAGUAAAGCUCAUAAGACCCUCGAGAUACAGUCAAUAA
Messenger RNA from Torulaspora delbrueckii, 1962 nucleotides. It is a transcript of the gene GEM1, whose product is annotated as ERMES complex Ca(2+)-binding regulatory GTPase GEM1. Gene Ontology annotation, cellular component: mitochondrial outer membrane. Gene Ontology annotation, biological process: small GTPase-mediated signal transduction; regulation of mitochondrion organization; mitochondrion organization. Bases 1 to 1962 code for a protein of 653 amino acids. The transcript has a single exon. NCBI's taxonomy places the organism in Eukaryota, Fungi, Ascomycota, Saccharomycetes, Saccharomycetales, Saccharomycetaceae. Gene Ontology annotation, molecular function: GTPase activity; GTP binding; calcium ion binding. The record is from RefSeq and is a predicted model, not a curated record.